Molecule: messenger RNA, 915 nt
Organism: Nicotiana attenuata
Lineage: Eukaryota; Viridiplantae; Streptophyta; Magnoliopsida; Solanales; Solanaceae
Exons: 1
Coding region: 1-915 (304 amino acids)
Source: RefSeq, a predicted model, not a curated record
AUGGUACUCUUGGUUGAAAAGAUUAGCCAUUUUCUGAGAAAUCCCAACAGGCUGGAGAAUCAACAUCACAAUUCAGAAGCCCUGUUGGCUUCUACUUUGCAAGUUUUUCGGUCCGAUGUAUCGAAAAUCUUGAACAAAGUCUUGCCAAUUCCAGAGCCAGGGACAGAACCAGAAUUCCAGUUCUUGUCCCUGGCCUGGAUUCAGAAGUGCCUUGAUGCAAUUCCAAUGAUUCAUAGAGCUUUUGCAAAGCUUGUGGUGCAAAUAGACCACCCAAUAAACAUAUGGGGAAAAUCACAAGUUGAGGAGUACUUGGACUACACCUUGAAUUUGCUAGAGUUACUGAAUUCUGUGACUUCUGGUGUUUCCCAUUUGAGUCAUGCUAGGCUUUGCAUCUCUCAUGGAUUGAGCCUAAUCGAAAAGAAUUCCAAUUCUCCGGCUUUAGAGCAUUUGAAAGAGAUUCAGCCUCAUGAUCUUGGCAAGGAAUUCAAAGUUGAAGGGAAGAUUGAAGAUACUUCUUGCUCAGGAAAAGAUUUGAUCAUUCAUCGAUCUUUGUGGAUUUUGAGGAGCAUUUCUUUGUGGGUUUUUGGAGUUUUGUUAUCUGGAAUAUGCAGUGAUGUUAAACCCUACAUGGAAUUGAGGAUAUCAGCUGGUUUGUUUGAUGAAUCUUUGAUCAAAGGCUGGGAUUCUUUAUUAGCCAAAGAAAUUGCAGAAAAUUGUGGUGUUUCAAAAGAGGUGAAAGAGAUAAAUGAAGUGGUAACUAAUUUGAUAGCUGCAGUGGUUAAUGGUGAAGUUGCCAAAGAACUCAGAAUAAGAUUGGAGGAUUUAGAAGAAUUGCUGCAGACCAUUGGGAAGAAAACAAAUGAUCUCUUCACAGAAGUUCUUGGUGAAAGGAGCAAAUUCCUCGAUAGCCUUUAG